Nyctereutes procyonoides (raccoon dog) is the source of this 5053-nucleotide messenger RNA. It is a transcript of the gene PLEKHM1, whose product is annotated as pleckstrin homology and RUN domain containing M1. The record is from RefSeq and is a predicted model, not a curated record. The transcript is spliced from 13 exons. Bases 422 to 3469 code for a protein of 1015 amino acids. Lineage: Eukaryota; Metazoa; Chordata; Mammalia; Carnivora; Canidae.
UGUCGGUGGCGGAGAGGCCGGAGCGUCGGGUCAGAGGCGCAGAGGCUGCAGCGGCCAGGAGCGACCCCCGCCCCCUCCCCGCUCGCUCUGCCAGGUGCAGGAUCAGAUUCAGGCCAUAGAGACGAGGCUGUCACGGAUGGCGGGGAAGUCUCCGAGAAGAGGAGGUUGCUGUUUACUGAUGAAUGGAGUGUUUCGAAAGCGGUGAAGCCAGGUCAUCCCUUUCUUCUUUUAAAGUGUCAUGUGAUUCUCGGAGGGAGCUGCUGUGUGAGUGGAAAUGCUCUCAGUGGUGGAGAAUGGACUGGACCCCCGGGCUGCCAUCCCGGUCAUCAAGAAGAAGCUAGUGGGAUCCGUGAAGGCGUUACAGAAGCAAUAAGUGUCCUCGGACACAGUGGUCACUAGCGAGGAUGGAGAUGCCAACACCAUGCGCAGUGCCCUUGAGGCCGUAUUUAUCCACGGCCUGCUGGCCAAGCACAUCCGAGCUGAGACUGGAGGGAAAAGGAAGAAAAGCGCCCACCAGAAGCCUCUUCCUCAGCCUGUCUUCUGGCCCCUCCUGAAAGCUGUCACCCACAAACACAUCAUCUCAGAAUUGGAGCACCUGAUCUUCGUGAGCACAGACGUGGGCCGCUGCCGGGCCUGGCUGAGACUGGCCCUCAACGAUGGCCUGAUGGAGUGCUACCUGAAGCUGCUCCUCCAGGAGCCAGCCCGCCUGUGCGAGUACUAUCAACCCACAGCCCUGCUUCGAGAUGCCGAGGAGGGGGAGUUCCUCCUCAGCUUCCUGCAGGGACUGACAUCCUUAUCAUUUGAGCUCUCCUACAAGUCUGCCAUCUUGAACGAGUGGACACUUACCCCACUGGCUCUCUCUGGGCUGUGCCCACUCUCUGAGCUUGACCCCCUCACUGCCUCCGGGACAGAACUACAGCGGAAAGAGUCUCUGGAUUCAAUUUCCCAUUCCUCAGGCUCAGAGGACAUCGAAGUCCAGCACUCGGGCCAUAAGAUCCGACGGAAUAGGAAGCUCACUGCCUCCUCCCUCAGCCUGGACACGGCCAGUUCGUCCCAGAUGUCUUGCAGCCUGAAUUCUGAUAGCUGUCUGCUCCAAGAGAAUGGCUCCAAGAGCCCAGACCCAGACCGUUCUGAGGAGCCCAUGUCCUACGACUCAGACCUGGGGACAACAAAUGCCGAUGAUUCAGACCCGUCUCUGCAAGAGGUGUUGUCGGAAUUCACCAAAGCCCGGGUAAACUCUGUGCCAACCAACGGACUAAGCGGAGAAGUGGAGAUUCCCACAGGACAAGCCUCGCUGCCCCUCCCCAGCCUGGAAACCAGCAUCCCGUUUGAUGUACCCGCAGAGCCCCUUCUGGCCCAGGCAUCCCCUGAGAUCCAAGAUGGGUACCACAAGCAGGAGCCGCCUGUGCAGGCACCUGACACCCUCGGCUUGCAGCAGUUGGGCCCUGCCCAAGCUGUCCCUUCAGGAAGCGCUUCGGACCAGCAGUCUUUCAGAAGUGUGAGAGAGGUGGCCAGAGCAGUGCGCCAGGGGAAUGGCCAGCAGGAGCCCCCGGAGAAUGACGGAUCUAUAUGGAGCCUUGGAGUGUCCUCACCCACCAGUCCAAAAAACAAGAGCUGGAUCUCAGAGGAUGAUUUCUACAGGCCUCCCCAAGAGCCUCCCACAGAGAGCCCCUCAGAGCGCUCUGUGGCUCCUUUCGGAGGGUCACCCGAGUCAAGGCCUAGUCUCCUCAGGCGUUGUUCCCAAGGACCGAGGAAAAGCUUCUCCACAGGAUCCUUAGACAAAGCCUGUGUGCCUUCCCCAGGAAGCAGGAGAAGCAAGGCGGCCACUGCACAGGAGCAUAAGAACUUCAGGGUUGUGCACCGCCGGCAGAUGGGGCUGUCCAACCCAUUCCGGGGUCUCAUGAAGCUGGGCACCGUGGAGCGGCGAGGGGCGAUGGGCAUUUGGAAGGAGCUCUUCUGCGAGCUCUCCCCUCUGGAGUUCCGCCUCUACCUGAACACUGAGGAGCGCACCUGCGUGGAGAACUGCUCACUGCUGCGCUGUGAGUCUGUGGGGCCGGCGCACAGCGAUGGCCGCUUUGAGCUGGUCUUCUCUGGCAGGAAGCUGGCACUGCGGGCCUCCUCCCAGGAUGAAGCUGAGGACUGGCUGGACCGGGUGCGGGAGGCCCUGCAGAAGUGCCGGCCCCAGCAGGAGGAUGAGUGGGUGAACAUCCAGUACCCAGAGCAGCCUGAGGACCCCCCAGACACCCCCCAGGGUGGCCUCCCCUCCCACCCAGACCUGCUCACUGAGCCUGAAACCCUCCAGGGCACACAGUUCUGUUGGUCUUCUGCCCAAGUUCCCGAGCCAGAUGCUAUUAAAGAAUCCCUUCUGUACCUGUACACUGACAGGACUUGGAUGCCCUAUAUUUUCUCCCUAUCCUUGGAGUCUCUGAAAUGCUUCCGAGUGAGAAACAAUGAGAAGAUGUUAAGUGACAGUCAUGGAAUUGAGACCAUCCGAGAUAUCCUGCCAGACACGAGCCUUGGGGGCCCAUCUUGCUUCAAAAUCCUCACGGCCAAGGCUGUCCUGAAGCUGCAGGCUGGGAAUGCUGAGGAGGCCGCUCUAUGGAGGGAGCUGGUGCGCAAGGUCCUGGCGUCCUACUUGGAGACAGCCGAGGAGGCGGUGACACUGGGUGGCAGUCUGGAUGAGAACUGUCAGGAGGUGCUGCAGUUCGCCACGAGGGAGAACGGCUUCCUCCUGCAGUACCUGGUGGCCAUCCCCACGGAGAAAGGCCUUGACUCCCAGGGCUGUUUCUGUGCAGGCUGCUCCCGACAGAUUGGCUUCUCAUUUGUACGACCCAAGCUUUGUGCCUUCUCUGGCCUCUAUUACUGUGACAUCUGCCACCAAGAUGAUGCCUCGGUGAUUCCGGCCAGGAUCAUCCACAACUGGGACCUCACCAAGCGCCCGAUCUGCCGGCAGGCCCUGAAGUUCCUGAUGCAGAUCCGGGCCCAGCCCCUCAUCAACCUGCAGCUGGUGAACGCCUCACUGUAUGAGCAUGUGGAGCAGAUGCGCCUCAUCAGGCGAUGCCGGGAGCAGCUGAAGCUUCUGGGAGAUUACCUGAGCCUGAGCCGAAGCGGAGCUCUGAAAGAGCUGAGCAAGAGGCUCAACCACAGGAAUUACCUCUUGGAGUCUCCCCACAAGUACAGUGUUGCCGACCUCCAGCAGAUCGCGGACGGAGUGUAUGAAGGGUUCCUCAACACCCUGAUUGGAUUUGCCUCCCAGCACGUCUACCACUGUGACCUGUGCACCCAGCGUGGCUUCAUCUGCCAGAUCUGCCAUCACCACGACAUCAUCUUCCCUUUCGAGUUUGACACCACAGCCAGGUGUGGCGAGUGCAAGACCGUCUUCCACCAGAGCUGCCAGGCCGUGGUGAAGAAGGGCUGCCCCCGCUGUGCCCGCCGGCGCAAGUACCAAGAACAGAGCACUCUCACCUAAGUCAGCGAGCUGUCCCCACCAAGGCUGCGGGGUGGGGGCUCGGCUCACCCAUCUCAGCUGGGUUUGGCGUCAGUCCGGAUCCUCUCAAGGUGUCACAGCUGUCUCCCCUGUCACGAAGACUCCGAUGUGACCAGAGCACGAGCCUCCCAGAGGAAGCCCUCGAUGAUGUCACCCAGUCCCUCUACCACCUGUCUGCUCCAGGACAUGGGGACAUCAUCAGAUGCCCCCAUUCCAGGGGAUGCAGGGAGGGGGAACUUUGCACUAAUCAGGCCCCAGCUCACCUCACAGACACGGCACAUCCAUCAGGGCUGCUCAAACACUGUGGAAACAAGACUUGGGCGCAUUCUGAAUUCCACAUUCCUGAUUAAAAGUUCUAGUUUUUUAAGGCAGGUUUUUUUUUCCCCUUCAUAUUUCAACAGAAAAUAUUUUUUUAUUCUUGACCCUACACAAGUCACCCAAGAAAUCCAGGCCUUCUCAUGCUGAGCAAAUGUGUGGGAACACUUGGCCCGCAGGCAGGCAGGCAGGCGGCUGGACAGGCAGGCCACUGCUGGGCCAGAGCCUGCCAGCUGGACUGGGUGCCUUUCCUUCUCCUACACCGGGCGCUCACUGCCCACAGCUCAAGUACGACGUGCCAAACUGCCCGGGGGCUGGUGGGAUGGGUCUCGAUGACUGCCCUCUCCCUCUCCCUCUGUUUGCCCUGGCCUGUCCACCUCACCUGGAAGCCCCAUCACCUUUCUCCAUGUCAGAGCCCCCCUGCUCUCAUGUAGUCGGGGAUCUUGGUCCCUGAGGGAGAAGGGAGAAAUUUGGAACCAGCACUCUCAGCACUUUGAGCCUUUCUUGGCUCAGGGCAGGGUGGUCAUCUUGCCUACCCCUCAGCCCCUCGCCGUCCCAUCCUACCACAGACCCGCAGCCAGAUGGGCCGGGGGCAGAUGCAGACACACUCUUGCCCUAUUCCCCCACCGCAUGACUGAGCCCUGUGGCAACAGAGGCAGGCUCGGCCCACAGAGAGGGCAACGAGCCCAGGCCAGUGGCCAGCCUCGGGCAUCAGGACUGCCAGGCCCGCACUGUGGAGUGGUGACCUCGUCCUUCCACAAAGAGUGCCAGCCCUGCUGCAGAGACGCACAGGGACACGUGGGAGCAGCCACCUGUUGGAAGGACACUGAGCCUCAGUUUACAAAGCCAUGAAUUCACAAAGCUUUGCUGGAUUGGCCAGGAGGGGCCCUACCAGAGACCAGAAAAAGUCAUUGGAGCAUGAUUGCCUUUUCAAGGGGGUCUUGGGGUAGAGCAGGAGCCUGCAAUUGUUUUCAAAGUGACCUUUAGACCCUGGGGUUUGGGGGUUGAUUUCUCUGCUGCCUUCUCCCAUCUUUCCUGGACCCACAGCCCCCACCCCCACCCCACCCCCGGCCCUGGGUCCUCUGGCCAUCCUCUCUGCUCUCAGCUUGAAUUGGGGGCCUCAGGUGGAGAUUGCCUGUCAAGAGCUGAAUCUACUCCCACAUCUCCCUGGGGGUGAUUCGGCUGCUGAGUCACCUGCCCAGCCCUGAGAAGCUGGAUAAAUUGUGCAAUAGAACAGAGUAGGUGGUUGGG